AUGGAAGCUUUGGUUCAGCUUGUCACCGUGCGAAACCUCCCAUAUAACUGCAAUACCUGGCCUGAGUUGCAUGCUUUGCUCAUGGCAGCGAAUUCCACUGCGGAAGGGCUGAUCAGCACCUCACAUGGCCACAUUCAAAAGCUUUGCAUGAACUCCUAUGCAAUCCAUAAAGAUAUCUUACGAAAACGGCUUCAAUCUUCGCCUCCAAGCUUCACCUCUGCCGACGUAUGGAGCGCGCCGAAUCACAAAGGUUUCCUCGGAAUAUGUGUCCAGUUCAUGCAGGACGACCAAAGAAACCCUUCUCAAGCAUUGCUGGCUUUACCUGAGCUUCCUGGCAUCGAUGGUCCCGGUAGUCACGGUGGAGGUGAACAAUGGAAGCUGCUUCAACCAGUCAUUGAGGACUACGGCAUAUCAAGUCUGCUAGGGUACUUCACAGGAGACAACCACGGUUCCAAUGAUGUGCUUUGCCGCCUGAUGAGCAGCUUUCUAGAGAGUCAAGGCAUCGCAUGGAAUGCAAAGCAUCGACGGAUCCGCUGCCAUGGCCAUGUGGUCAAUCUUUGCGUCCAGGCUUUUCUUUUCAUGGACAACAAAGAGGCCGUACUCGAGGCAUGUAGACAGAUUGAGGAGAUGGAUGAAGCGCCGUGCGACUUGGACAUGAUGCAAGGGUGGAAGAAGCGGAAGGAACGUGGCUGGAGCCAACUUGGUCCGCUCGGCAAGGUGCAUAAUAUUGCGGUUCAUAUCAGAGCCAACGAUUACAGGUACAACACUUUCCGUCAGCGCGCAGGGAAGGUUCUCGGGCUCGACAACGACACACGCUGGAACUCUUGGUUCCUCCUACUGGAUACUGCUCUUGAAAAGGAGGAACACGUCAAGUGGUAUCAAGACAAAUACUACGAGACACUUGUCAAUGACUAUCUGGCACCUCGAGACUGGCAAGCCCUUCGAGAUAUAAGAAACUUCUUGCAGCCAUUCUGGAGAAUAACACUCCUUACUGAGGGCUAUCGCUCAACACUAGACCGCACGCUCUUCACGAUGGAUGUCCUUCAUAAACACUACCAGCAAGCUUUCGAGAAAUACAAGCUCAAUCAACAACUUCUCGGCCCGGUGCUGACCAGCUGGCACGUUUUCGACAAAUAUUAUCGGCUUUCUGACGAGACCCCGGCAUACGGUGCAGCCCUGAUUCUUCAUCCGUCUCGAGGAAAGGCUCAUAUUGAGAAAAACUGGCCCAAGUCAUGGCAUAAAAGAACCUUCGACGCAGUGAGAAAGCUCUGGGAAGAAGAGUACAUGGAUCUGCCGACAAUUUCUGUCACGCCUUCCAAGGUUUCAGUACUGCAACAGGACGAGUACGACUUACUCGCACAGGAACUCGAUGUCAUAGGCAAGGGACCAGACGCAGACGAGUACGAAGCCUUCACAUCGCAGUCGCCUAUUCAGAUUGACGGUUCACCACUUUCCUGGUGGCAUCGUGAUGAACACCGUGAACGUUUCCCUCGGUUGUCCAAGAUGGCGAUAGACAUACUCUCAAUACCCGCCAUGUCUGCGGACCCAGAGCGCACAUUCUCAGGCGCAAGGCGCACUAUCUCUUGGGAUCGAAUGCUUCUCGGAGCAUCGACAGUCGAGAGAGAGAGUGCCUGA
Hirsutella rhossiliensis is the source of this 1635-nucleotide messenger RNA. Its product is annotated as Ribonuclease H-like protein. The record is from RefSeq and is a predicted model, not a curated record. Gene Ontology annotation, biological process: regulation of transcription by RNA polymerase II. Gene Ontology annotation, molecular function: protein dimerization activity. The transcript has a single exon. Gene Ontology annotation, cellular component: nucleus. Lineage: Eukaryota; Fungi; Ascomycota; Sordariomycetes; Hypocreales; Ophiocordycipitaceae. The coding region runs from base 1 to 1635 and encodes 544 amino acids.